Andrographis paniculata is the source of this 2914-nucleotide messenger RNA. RefSeq names its product lachrymatory-factor synthase-like. The coding region runs from base 2177 to 2836 and encodes 219 amino acids. The transcript is spliced from 2 exons. Lineage: Eukaryota; Viridiplantae; Streptophyta; Magnoliopsida; Lamiales; Acanthaceae. The record is from RefSeq and is a predicted model, not a curated record.
CCCAAGUUCGACCUAUUGACUCCUAACGUGAAUACAUGAGAUUUGUCUCUCAAAUCCUUUCUAGAAUCGUUCCGAUCCACUUCUCCUUCUUUCUCUACUUCGGUUCUAAUGUCGACGGGAUAAAGAUGGUGAGCUCUUCUCUUCUUCGGCUCUAAUUCAAACUUAGUUUAUUCCUUUUCCACCGCAUUCACAAUAGGUAGGUUUUGGCUUACCUUUUAUUGGAAUUGUUUGUCCAAUUCUCUCACCUUUAUAAAUAUAGGGUUAUUCGGUGUACUUGAGAGAGAUGAGAACCGCGAGGGAGAGAUAUAUAGAACUUGAUGAUUCUUUGUUCUUUCUUCCCGCGACGCUUGGUUGUCGCCGAAGUUUUACCCUCCAAUUCUGUGUUCUUUUUGUUCCAUCGAUUUGAAUCGAUAACGGGUUCUUGGAUGCCUACAAAUCCUCCCACUUUGUUGUGUUGCUUCAUUGGAAAGCUUAUAAUUGGAGCGGAGUAGGUUGUGAUUUGAGCUUACCGAAUUAUUUCAGUUUAAAUUAUAGCACUGUUGUCUUACUUUCCUUUUAGUUAUUAUUUUGAUUAAUUGUUACUAACCUAGUAAGAACAACCCGAGUCAUUGAUCUUAGGGGUAAUAAAUUUUCAACAGUGGUAUCAGAGCCAAGCUUGAAUGGUUGAUGAGUUUGAGAAUCAGAAUAUUAAAUUGUGCCCUGAAUUUGGUAAUGAACAAUAAUCCUUACUUUUUAUUUGUUAAUUAGUUAUAGGGUAAGUUGAGAUUAAAUUUGUGAAUUUUGAUUGGUUGAUACUGCUACCAUGGGUGCUCAAAGAGCGAGUUAGUAACUGAGUUAGUAACUGAUCACUGAUAGUUAGUGAAUUGUGUAACAUUCUUGCAUAGUAAUUGUGUGGCUUUUGUGUUGCUACUUUGGCGUUAUGACAAUUAUAUCCAUUGCACAUUUUGACAAAAAUAAAAAUAAAUUGAAUUUUCAAUUCGGCAACAAAAGAUGAAAAAUAUCAUAGUAAUACAAAAAGUUUCUAAAACUAUUGAUGGUGAUGUUAAUCGUCUAUUGAUUGAAGAUAGAAAGGUUGAGUUAGAUGAACAUGCAUAUUCGUUGAUAAUAUUGAACUUAUCUAACUCCGUGAUUAGAAAAGUAGAAAAACAUAAUUUUGCAAAAGAACUUUGGAAAAAAUUAGAAGAAAUCUAAAUGAAAAAAUAUUUGCCGAAUAAAUUCGUUAUGCUUGAAAAGUUCUUCAGAUUUAAACUUAAUUUAACUAAAUCAAUAGAUGAAAAUCUUGAUAUUUUUACUAAACUUGUUCAAAAUACUUAAACAAAUAGGAGAUAAGAAUAUUGAUGAAUAUACAUACACCUAUUGUGCUUGGGAAUGUGAUUCAUGAAUUUUUCUAUUUUUAUUUUUUAUGUCAAAUCUGCUAUUAAAUAUAGUAGAGAUAGUAUAACUCUUUUAAUAAUUAUGUAUGGAUUAAAGAUUAAAUAAUUAGACUUGCAAGUUAAUGGCAAAAAAAAAAAAAAACAAGCGGUUGAUAAGGUCUUGUUUGCUAUGGGUAAGUCACGAAAAAUUUUGACAAUCAAAAGAAUAAUGACAUGUGGAAAGGUAAGAAUAGAAAGUUCUAUAAUUGUGGGAAUAAGAAUUGUUAUAUAAGUUAUUGUCCACAUCCUAAAGAAAAUUUUAGAAAUCAACAACAUGAUAAAAACAAAUAUUACUAUAGAGAAUGAGGUCGUAGGUAACGUGUUUAUGCUAAGAGAUAAUUUUUACUAUUGAUCAAAUGUGGGAAAAUGAAUGGUUACUUGAUAUUGCCCUUGAUAAAUUUAUUUUCGAUUUUUAACUCUAUAUCGCAUACUUGUGUUGGUAUUAAUUGUGCUAAAGUUAAAUUGUUUGGUUAUAUGUCAACUUUUGUAAUAGUGGAUGUGCUACAACUUGGUAUUUCUUAUUGUGUUUGCAUAUGUGUUUGCUAUGUGUUUUCUAUACAAUUUGUGUGCAAUAACUAAGUGGUAAGUUGCAAUAUAAAGACGAUAAUAUAAGCAUGUUCUCUACUUUUGUUAUGCCCUCCAAAGCAACAAUGAUGGUCGAUAAAAGACAAGGGGGAGAUUGUUGGGUUUGUGUUUGAAUCAACCCAACCCAAGAUCCAAUCAACCCGACCCGAGUCUGACCCAUUGACUCCUAACUAUAUUAAAUGAGAUUUGUCUAUCAAAUCUCUUUAAGAAUCGUUCCGACCAAUUCUUCCCCUUUUCUCUAUUUCUGUUCCGAUAUUGACGGGAUAAAGAUGAUGAACUAUUUUCAUCUUCUGUUUGUUUUCAAACUUGGUUUAUCCCUAUUCCAUUGCCUUCGCACCAGCUACUCUCCGGAUCGGCGGCUGCGGUUGCGAAUGGCGGCGGAGAAAGAGAAAUGGGAAGGCAAAGCCACGGCGGAGGUGCGGGGGCCGACGGCGGCGGAGGUUUGGCCGCUGAUUGAGGAUUUCUUCGCCAUCCACAAGUGGCUCCCCACCGUCGACACGUGUCACAAGCUCGAUGAAGGCCUCCGCUACUGCGCCGGCGGCGGCGGCGGCGAUGUGAAGUGGUGCCGUGAAAGGCUGGUGUCGGUUGAUUCCGAGAACAGAUGUUUGAGCUACGAGUUGUUGGAGAGUAAUAUGGGGUUUAAGUCCUACCGCUCCACCAUCGGAGUUGAGCCCGCCGCCGGCGACGGCGGCGGCGGCUGCCGGAUUGUGUGGUCGUUCGCGGCGGAUCCGGUGGAGGGUUUGAGGUAUGGAGAUUUGGUGGGGUAUAUUGACGCGGGUCUGCAAGGCAUGGCUGCCAAGUUCCAGAAGGCCUUCUCCUCUUCUUCCUCCUCUUUUUGAUUGAUUUCUUUCGUUCUUGCUUUUGCUUUCGACUUUAUUUGUUAAUGAGUUUUUAAUGAGAACUGUGAGAUUCUGCUA